Molecule: messenger RNA, 1293 nt
Organism: Phycomyces blakesleeanus NRRL 1555(-)
Lineage: Eukaryota; Fungi; Mucoromycota; Mucoromycetes; Mucorales; Phycomycetaceae
Exons: 7
Coding region: 1-1293 (430 amino acids)
Source: RefSeq, a predicted model, not a curated record
AUGGUUCGGCCUUCAAUGGUUAUUGAUCCUCGUAAUGUAAAGCCAAGGGACAGCACUUGUCAGGAAAACUUCCAGCUUGAGGAAAGACCAGAGGUGUGGAUGAAGAAAUCCUGUGAGGGCAGCCAGCAAGUGGCUAACCUCCAGAAUAAGAUCAAGAAGGUCACUUCUGAAUUCGAAGGCAAAACUGGGCACCCUUCGAUUGACUUUCAAGCCCCAGAAAAAAUCAAGUACCCUGGCAGACGGAAGGGUAGUGCAUGUCCAAAGUACCUCCCCAAAGACUUUGGUCGGGCAAACUGGAGAAAGAUCAGUGUUUCGUCUGGUCAUGCUGGCCUUAAGGCAAUGGUUAGACUGAGAGCUAAAAUGAGGGAGGGAAAGUCUGCAGCCACACAAAAAACAAAACAAAAACAAACAAGAGCCUCUCGACCCAGCAAGAGCCUCUUGACCCUGGGAUGUCGUCUUACACGAAUACGCUUUUUAGUCGAUGCCACCAAAAAUAAAACAGCAAAAAUAAAACAAGAGCCUCUCGACCCAGUCGAUGCCCCCCAAAAAAAUGGGUUCAAAAGACCCGCCACCGCCCUAGAAGAUUACCAGUAUGAUAAUCGCACCUCUGUUGGCAAGAGGGUCAAAUUCCAGCCCGGUUUUCCUGUCUCUCAUGAGAUAGUCGAUGAUGUCAAGGGUGGGUUUAGCCCUACUGCUGAUGGGUGGUGUGGUUUUCGGGUCCUUGCCCACUUGAUCUACAAAGAUCAAAAUAAGUUUUCACUUGUAAAAAGGGAUAUGCUAGCCGCCCUGCCGAAAUACAAAACAUUGUACACAAAUACCUUUGGCACUGACACAAGCCAACUAGAAAAAAUCAUUCAACAUGGCUCUCAACUCGAUUAUAGCAACACCAGAAACACCAACACCAACUUCAUCCCAGUAUGUUCACAUGCCAGUAUGUUGUUUAACACACCCGACUGUGCUCAACUAGCUGUGGACACAUAUACACAACCAGUCUGCGUCUACUCAGACAACCUCAACACCCCCUCAACAACCUUUCUCCCAUUCGCCCUUCCCAACAACAAAACCAAACAACGACAACCUCUGAUUUUUAAUCAUGUUAACAGUAAUCACUGGACAACAGUUGACCUUUCCCAUAAUAUCUCUAGAAAAUGGCCAACCGUUCCUGAAUUAUUUUUUUUAGGUUGUGCCAGAAAUAAGAUUGAUGAUAACUUUGAUACUUACUGGAAUAAGUUCAAAGAAUUUAACAAGCAUGAUUGCCGAAAUGCCAUGCUCUCUCUCUCCAUUCUGAUCUAG